CUGCUGACUCCGCCUCACAUGUCGGUCUCGGUGUCGGUGUGAGGUUCACAGCAGGACCGGUGCGGUGGUACGAAUUUGAUCCAGACUCGGAUCUGUUCGUGUAGAAUUGUGUUUCUGUACAGUUCCUAAUUAUGUUAAUGUUGGCGGAACUCACGGUGCUGUUAGCCGCGCUGUGCGCUACAGCCUCCGGCUACUUCGUCAGUGUGGACGCUCAUGCCGAGGAGUGCUUCUUCGAGCGGGCGAACUCGGGCACUAAGAUGGGCCUCAUGUUCGAGGUGGCCGAGGGAGGCUUUCUGGACAUCGACGUCGAGAUCACAGGUCCCGAUGGAAAGCAGAUCUACAAGGGGGACCGAGAGUCCAGCGGGAAGUAUUCAGUCGCGGCGCACAUGGACGGCACCUACAAGUUCUGCUUCAGCAAUAAGAUGUCCACCAUGACCCCCAAGAUCGUCAUGUUCACUAUCGAUAUCGGCGAGGCACCCAAAGGUGACGGCAUGGAGACCGAGGUCGGUGGCGGCACCUGGGAUGCCCAUCAGAACAAACUGGAGGAGAUGAUUAACGAGCUGGCUGUAGCCAUGACGGCGGUCAAACACGAGCAGGAGUACAUGGAGGUCCGCGAGAGGAUACACCGAGCGAUCAACGACAACACGAACAGCCGCGUGGUGCUCUGGUCCUUCUUCGAGGCGCUGGUGCUGGUGGCCAUGACCCUGGGACAGAUUUACUACCUGAAGAGGUUUUUCGAAGUGCGGCGGGUCGUCUAAGUCCCGAUUCGUAGCGUUUUUUUGUAACGAAAUGUCUCGGCCGGUUCUCUUGGUGUGUUUUUUUACGGACUCGUCCGAAGGAAUAAAGACGUGAACUGUUUGAAAACGGGAAGACGACCACGUUCUAGUCGGCGACUGGAAACAGCCGAAACCUGCACACGCACCCGAAACUUUCAUGGUCCUGUGUUUAAUCUGGUUUAAAAUGGUAAAAGGUGCACAAAUUAAAAAGAGUCUAACAGUUUAAUAUUUUAUUAUUGAUUUAGAUUUAUUUGAUUAUUAUUAUCUAUAGUUAGAUUUUAAAAACAGCUUUCCCUCUAAAACACGUCGAAUUUUGAAUAAAAAGACAAAACAACACCCUUUUUAUGGUUACAUUUUGCAACUGAGGGUUGAGAGCCUUGCCCAGGGGCCCAGCAGGGGCAACUUGGCGGCGGUGGGGCUUGAACCAGCUACCACUGACCUUUUUCUUUCCUGCUCUGGACUGAAAAACCAGAGCUGCGUUUUAAAAUUCCUGCUCUUAAUUACCACAUUAUAAACGCUGCUUUGCUCCGAUAUACACCAUAUGACCAAAAGUAUCUGGACACUUCAGCGUGAGCUUGUUGGACACCCAGAGAGCAAUAAUUUGCUGCUUUAAUAGAACAAUUCUGACCUGGCUCAUGCUGGAACAGGAACGUCCUUCGUCCAAACUCUUUCAGUAAACGUGUCCACACAUUUUUGGUCAUAUAAGUGUACCUGCACAACAAUAGAACAGACACAGUAGAGUGGUGUGUCUAUAUGGUGUGUUGAUUUGUUUCUUAGGACAUGGUGGUGGUGGUGGUGGUGGUGGUCAGAUUUAGCUUUUGUACUGUUUCGUACAGUGAAAUCUUCAGUGCCCGGUAUGCCAACAUGCCUGGCACUGGCAUUUCAGGUCUUUCAGCAGAUCUGUUAAGUAUAAAGAUUCUGUUUUCACUGCCGCUGGCUGAUCAAGUGAUUUAUUAUACACGCCACUCCGUCCUGAUCGUUUUUCUUUCCACAGCUUUAUGUUGUAAGAUCAAAACCAGGUCCAAAGUCAGGGUGUGAUACAGAAUUUUUUUUGAACAUUCAAAAAGUUUCUGCACUUUUUUUUGAGCUAUUUAUUAAGAAUUAUAAAAACAAAUUUCAUCACUUUUCUACAUCGUCACCUUUCAAUGCAUUUUCCAGCAUCGUACCAACUUUUUAAUGCCACCAGCAAAAGCAGUUUUUGGUUGAGCGCGUAGCCACUGAUGUGCCGCUGCUAUCACAUCAUCAUCAUCACCACAUGAAAAUCUUCUUCCCCUUAAAGCUUCCUGAGCGUCCAAAAAGGUGGAAAUCAGACGACGCUCUAUAAAUCCGGACUAUAAGCGUCUCUCAGUCUCUCAGACACGAACGAUUCCUCCUCCUCCCGUUCCACCCUCUCUGCUUCCAAUGAAAAUAUAAAAGUGCGGAAACUUUUUGAAGAUCCUUGGUAUUUUUUUUUGUUGGGUAAAGAUUGAAACUGAAAUCAUGUGUUUUAAAUAUAUUAUUCAGGUUGUUGUUUUUUUUUUUUUUUGCUGGAGACUCCCAACUUCACUGGAUAAUCUGCUCUCAUCUGAUCUGUAAUUUGAGUCUCUAAUAAAAGUGAAUUGAAAAUCCACGAGCCAAACGGAA
Molecule: messenger RNA, 2399 nt
Organism: Trichomycterus rosablanca
Lineage: Eukaryota; Metazoa; Chordata; Actinopteri; Siluriformes; Trichomycteridae
Product: transmembrane emp24 domain-containing protein 2
Exons: 5
Coding region: 132-758 (208 amino acids)
Biological process (GO): endoplasmic reticulum to Golgi vesicle-mediated transport; Golgi organization; intracellular protein transport
Cellular component (GO): endoplasmic reticulum; COPII-coated ER to Golgi transport vesicle; endoplasmic reticulum-Golgi intermediate compartment
Source: RefSeq, a predicted model, not a curated record